Molecule: messenger RNA, 483 nt
Organism: Rhopilema esculentum
Lineage: Eukaryota; Metazoa; Cnidaria; Scyphozoa; Rhizostomeae; Rhizostomatidae
Product: cyclic AMP-dependent transcription factor ATF-3
Biological process (GO): regulation of transcription by RNA polymerase II
Cellular component (GO): nucleus
Molecular function (GO): DNA-binding transcription factor activity, RNA polymerase II-specific; RNA polymerase II cis-regulatory region sequence-specific DNA binding
Source: RefSeq, a predicted model, not a curated record
AUGGAUCAUGCUGAGCAAGGAGAGUUCUGGAUGUCGAUGCCUGUUGUCUUGCCCUCUUCACCACAACCAUCACCAGCAUCACCAGUAGAGCCACUGGACCUUAGGGAUAUUGGCGACCUGCCUGUGAAACUAGAGCUACGGUAUGCUAUAGAGUCGAGAAGAAACGAGAAAGGUUUAGAUAUUCCACCUACAAUGGUACAGCCAAAGAAACUGAGACUCCAGCUCACUCCAGAAGAAGAGGAAAGGCGAAGAGUCAGAAGACAAAGGAACAAAUUAGCAGCAUCGAAAUGCAGGGUGAAGCGCAAAAAUCAUGUUCGCUGUUUAAUGAAGCAAUCUGACGAUCUUACAAGAGCCAACAACAAAUUAGAAGUAGAAAUUGCUAAGCUGCGUCACGAGAAAGACAAGUUAAUGGACGCCCUAAAAGCCCAUCUUUGCGCUAGAGGUGAACACCACCAAGAGAAUAGGAAACGAAACUCUGCAUAG